AUGACUAUUUUGGAAUCCCAACUGGUAGGUAAGGACCCUACAUUGGUUAAAUUUGAUGAGAUUACUGGUGAAGAUCGCUACAGAAGAUAUGGCUUCUUGAUUAUAAUCGACUACAUAGUGAUGUUGGCCAUCAUUGUUCUUAAACUAUGUUUCUUGGGUUCCGAUAUUUAUACCUUGAUUCAGAUUUAUGCACUAGAAAACUGGGACAAUUACCACGCUAUUAGUUAUGUACCCAUCUUGGUCUAUAAGAUAGUUUUCACUGUGUGCAUUGGUAUAUCAAUGAUCUUCCUCAUCAUCUCUAUAAUCACCGGUUACAGAAUCUAUCAAAAGAACUACGUUAUCCCCUCAUAUCUUGACGAUGUGGCAAGACGGUUCAACUCCUUGAGAUGUUACGAGAGGUUUUGCAUAUAUGAAAAUAUCUCAACUAAAUCACUGGCUGACUAUACCGCUCUAACGAUAUACCAGUUAUUGCAUUAUGACAUUUUUCUCUGGAUUUUCGCUGAUACGCCCAGACAGGUGCUUAACGGUGCCACUGUGGCAUAUUCCAUCUCAAAUUCAUUCACCAGCUCUAAUUUGGUUGGUAUUAUCAAAGAAAUAGCUGCCACAAACGAGAGAGAGGCUAUAUUACUUUCCUUUAUGACUUUUUCUUUCAUUGUGUGGCUUUUUUUCUCUAUCAAAUACGUCAUCCUAAUCUUUUCUUCCAUGUGCGUGGUGCCGUCAAUUCGGCGCCGUACAAAACUGACUUUUAUGAGAGGUUGCAGAUCAAUCGUUGCCGAGAGUGUCAUGGAAAUGUACGAAAAGGAAGAGAAGAAGAAGAGAAGGUCUAUGAUGAGGAAGAGAAGAUUUCCUUCGAUCAUUAAGGACAACUCUGUUGCCGAAUUAACCGUUCUUGAAGAGUCCAACUCAAACUCCAUUGGAUCUCUAAUUCACGAGAAGAAUCCGUUUGAUGUGGAGGAUUAUUCAGACCCAAUGUCAUCCUACAGACCUCCUGCCUAUUAUCUGCAAUCCUUCUCUGCAGCUAACAAUUCGUCCGAGACAUUUAACAGUGAUUCAUCACAGUCUGUACAAGUUGUACAACAGUCUGUCAUUGCACCUAAUUCUCAGACUCGACUAACCACAAAUGAUGCUCGCCAAAGGGCACAGAUUAGCCCCAGUAUGCCUAUACAGCAGCCGCAAGUGGCCAGAACUACAACUGAUAUGACUAUAGAAACAGAACCAUUUCGUUUUCAAAACACUCAACGGCAGCACCAAAAUAAUCAUCAUCAUCAUCAUUACCAUCAACGCCGGGAACCCCCUGGAGCACCUCAGGAUUCUUAUUUUCCUCCACAACCUCGCCGACUAGCUGAAGCUAACCGCGAAGGAGACCUCUAUGGAUAUAAAGGUCUCAAAAAUGCAUACACUAGUGACUUCUAA
Molecule: messenger RNA, 1413 nt
Organism: Brettanomyces nanus
Lineage: Eukaryota; Fungi; Ascomycota; Pichiomycetes; Pichiales; Pichiaceae
Exons: 1
Coding region: 1-1413 (470 amino acids)
Biological process (GO): potassium ion transmembrane transport
Cellular component (GO): plasma membrane
Molecular function (GO): potassium ion transmembrane transporter activity
Source: RefSeq, a predicted model, not a curated record